AUGUCUCCCGUCGCCAUUAUGGGAGGAGGAGACAAGGUUAUCGCCCCAGUGUUGCUCCUAAUUCAUCCUACGGCAAUAUCUCGUACCUCGCCGCCCCUUUGCCUCUGUGUUUCUGAUUUCAAUGGCGUGAAGCUUGCUCUUCGCUGGACAAACUUGGGCCGAGUGAACGUUGGUAAUUUAUCCUGGUCAGCAGCUCGGAUCCCACCUAAACGAACGUCGAGCGAUCGUUCCAAGUCCGCGCCCAAAUACCACGAUGAAUUCCGUUUCGCCUUCCCGUCUUGUUCGCAAUUUUAA
This is a messenger RNA of Penicillium mononematosum, 294 nucleotides long. RefSeq lists its product as uncharacterized. The transcript has 3 exons. The record is from RefSeq and is a predicted model, not a curated record. Bases 1 to 294 code for a protein of 97 amino acids. NCBI's taxonomy places the organism in Eukaryota, Fungi, Ascomycota, Eurotiomycetes, Eurotiales, Aspergillaceae.